UUGGCGUGGGGCGUCCGGUGACAGCGGCAGCAGAAGAGACGGCUGACCCACAGCUCCGGCUCUGGGAAUCCUAAAGGAGAAGGUGUUCUUAUGCAGUUCUCUCUCAUACUCAAAAGAGUGUUAGGUGAUUUGAAGCUGUGGGCCAAGAUUUAAGAGAUACCUUUGGUUCUGUGUUCCCCUCCAGUCAUGGGAGGGUUUGCCCACCAGGACUCCUUACGACAACGCCUUUGUUCCGGCCGUCGGCUGAUCCUCAUCCUCAUGGGACUUCUGGCUGUGGUUAUCCUCUCCCUCGUCAUGUUUGGCUUCCUGGGGCGCAAAUACUCCGCAACUUUGGGGAAGAUGCAGGAGGAUGUGAAAACCAGCAAUCGCACCCUGGCUGCGGUAUUAGUUGAUUUUCAACAACAGGAGGCCAACUAUUCAGAAGAUCUCCAAAAAGUCGACAGGUUGGUAAAACAGAACGCAGAAGGCAAGGAAGCGAUGUCCCAUUUCCAGGAUCAGAUCAAGAAACUUCAAGAAACUUUCAAGAAAAUAAACUGUGCUUUGGAGGACGUUAAGCACAAGAGGGAAGCGGGGGGCUGCUGCCCCAGAGGCUGGCACCUGUUUCAGCGGAGCUGCUACUGGCUCUCCCCUACUCUGACCACCUGGGCCGCAGCCAAAGGGGACUGCGAAGAGAAGAACGCCCACUUGGUGGUCCUCACUAACUACCUAGAGAAGCAAUUUGUGUUACGACUCAUCAAACCUCACAGCCCUUGGAUUGGUCUGAAGUACAAUGGCGAGAUGUGGAAGUGGGUGGAUGGGACCACCUACACAAAGCGCAGGAU
Thamnophis sirtalis is the source of this 821-nucleotide messenger RNA. Lineage: Eukaryota; Metazoa; Chordata; Lepidosauria; Squamata; Natricidae. The record is from RefSeq and is a predicted model, not a curated record.